GAGUGAUACUAUGUACAUACUCAUCAGUUUGUAGUGUACCAUAGGCUAGGACCCCUAAAAUCAUUCUGUCAAUAUCGACUCUCGACAUUUAAUAUUUAGCGCGAGUCAUGUCUUUUCACUUCUUCCUUCACCUCCUUCACAUUCAUUUCAAUGGACCAAUUUCAAAGGUGACAUCCCCUCUACCCUGCAUGGGACCGGAACGAAAGCGAAAAAAAGUCCAUACUCGUAGCAGAGGUGGAUGUUUGACAUGCAAAGAAAGAAAGGUAAAAUGUGAUGAAGGAAAGCCAACAUGUCAAAGAUGUACGAUAGAAGGAAGAGAGUGUCAAGGAUACGUACCGAUUGGUGAUCAAAUUGGUUCGCAGUCAGCAUCCCAACAGCCAUAUCUUCCAUCUUUGACGGCUUUCGCUCCGCCCAAUCCUAUAAACGCAGUACAGCACCCGAACCACAUGCCGAUCGAUUUGAUGUCUAAUGUACAACGUCAAAUUGAUAACGAUAAACAGAUCUCAACGUUCGAUAGCUUGCUCUCAAAUAUGUGGAGUGAUGCAUUGAACGCAGAUUCUUCCAUCGACUGGAAUUGGAUGAACGUUGAUCCGAUGAGAACGUCAAGAGAAUUUGUUGAUAAUGCACACUUUCCGACAAUGACCCAUCCACAAAAUAGAUCGUUUGGUGCAGGCGAGUCUGUCCAGGUUACAGCUUCACCUUCGAAACACAAAAUUCUCGGCAAGGAGGAUAACCUUCAAAGCAGGUUGGAGGCGUUAUGCACAACACAAGCUCAAUGGAUAGGGUUAACACACUUUUUCAAUCAUGUAGCACAAUGUUUUCACAUCAUUCCGGCAGAAGCAAAUCGAUGGAGAUUGGUUUUCGGAAUGCUUUCACUGCAAAGCGAUGUCGUCUUUCGCUUAGUAGUAGCUGUCGGUCUUGCAUCCGUUUCGCAUCAUAGUGACACAAAUUAUCGAGCAGUAGAACAUGCACAUAUGACAUAUUCAUUACGUAUAUGGCACCGACUUGUACAAGAAGAAAAAGAAGAAAGGAGCCAAGGCAUUUCUGCAACAAACUCAACUUCAGAGCGUACACUGGAGAUUCUAGCUGUUGCCGUCCUUGUUGGUCAUUUCGAACAGUUUGAUUCCGGUCUCGCAAAUGAAAGUAACGAUUGCCUUCUUGCUGCGUUGGAUUUGAUCGAUGCGAUUCUACAAGCGCAAGCUUCUAGGAUGGAGUAUGGCGAUGUGGAUACGAAUGUUGGUUCAUCCUUUCGAUUUCUAACAAGAGUGUUGUUAUGGUGGGAAACUUUUUCACGAACCAUGGGACCGGCGUCCGGAUUACCUUUCGAGAAGUUGCAAAACAUUUUUGCGAAUGUUAGAAAGUGGGAGGAGGAUGUGAAUGAAUCCAUGAUUGAUUCAACACAAUGUGCGACUGGUUGGCCAUUGGAUUUAUUGGAAGUGGUUGCAAGAAUAACAAAGGUAGAGACGGAGAUCAAAUCAAUCCAAUGCAUCAACAAACAUAAGGAUUGUAGAUGGUUUUCGAAAAGGUUGCGAUUUGAUCGUAGUGCAUGUAUGGUUGAAGGAGACGCAAAGCAUGUUGAGUAUUUGCUAUCAGAAGCUCGAGCGGCUGAAUCGCAGAUUCGAAGUUGUAGACCAAAAACGAUAAUACAGGAUACUGUGGCAGCUGCAGAAUUACGAUUCAUCCUAUUUGAACUUUUACAAGCAGGUGCACUUGUCUAUUUUGCCCGGGUUGUUUCCGGUAGACUAGAAGCGGCAUCCACAGAGAUCCAAGCAAUUUUGCGAUUCUUACAUUCACCUGCAGAAGUACAAACACCAUCUGCAGAACCUUUGAAGGGUAAAGAUGGUUCCACACCGGCUGAAACGGAGCAUUUUAGUAAAAAUGGUGGUACUGCAGCUUCAUCAUCAACUCGUGAUCCAAAUACGAGACAUGGAAUUCCGGAAUGGAAUAAUCUUUGGGCCGCUGAUGGUCACGCUCUUUGGGCAUAUUUGCAAGCAACAAUUGCAGCAAGUGUUGAUCAACAAGCGAAAUGCAGAAGGAUGAUUAAAACAUUUGACGAAAUUGCAAAAUGCGGAGCGAUCCAUGUCUUUUUGGAAUUAGUAGAGGAGAUUUGGUUACGUGGUAGGCAAGAUGAUACGGGAGAAAGUAUCACAUCUUAUCGUCUAGAUGAGAUUUUCAGAAAUGUUAUCGCUCAAAGAAGGUGGAAGCAACUGUUGAUAUUUUGAGCAGGAACAUGUAUAUUAUAAGCACUUUGCAAAAUACACAGCUAUACCAUCGUGUCAGAGCGGAAUUGUGUAUGUUACAGCUU
This is a messenger RNA of Meira miltonrushii, 2305 nucleotides long. RefSeq lists its product as uncharacterized. Gene Ontology annotation, cellular component: nucleus. Gene Ontology annotation, molecular function: DNA-binding transcription factor activity, RNA polymerase II-specific; transcription cis-regulatory region binding; zinc ion binding. The transcript has a single exon. Gene Ontology annotation, biological process: positive regulation of transcription by RNA polymerase II. NCBI's taxonomy places the organism in Eukaryota, Fungi, Basidiomycota, Exobasidiomycetes, Exobasidiales, Brachybasidiaceae. The record is from RefSeq and is a predicted model, not a curated record. Bases 108 to 2222 code for a protein of 704 amino acids.